This is a messenger RNA of Akanthomyces muscarius, 1242 nucleotides long. RefSeq lists its product as uncharacterized. Bases 1 to 1242 code for a protein of 413 amino acids. The transcript has 3 exons. Gene Ontology annotation, molecular function: metalloendopeptidase activity. Gene Ontology annotation, cellular component: mitochondrial inner membrane. The record is from RefSeq and is a predicted model, not a curated record. Lineage: Eukaryota; Fungi; Ascomycota; Sordariomycetes; Hypocreales; Cordycipitaceae. Gene Ontology annotation, biological process: protein quality control for misfolded or incompletely synthesized proteins; mitochondrial protein processing.
AUGUUUACUACCGCCCGGCUGGCCCGCGCGAGCCGCAAUGGCCUGCUGCGCGCCUCACCGCGGGCAUCUAGCCUCACCGCCGCUGAGCCCUGUCUCGCGUGCGCACUUCCGAUCGCUCGCAGAACACUGUGUAGCUCGAGCCCGAGACACCGACAGGGCCGCGGCCCUCUAUAUGAAAAGAGCGAGAAGCAGACAGAACAUGUAACGGGGACGUGGGAGAGGCCGUCCGACUUUCAACGGCCACGACAGCACCCAUCAGACCCAUGGACGGCGUACCGGUCUGGGCAUGGCGACGGAUCAGGACCACCGCCCCCGCCCCCGCGUCGCACGGCGCGUGAAGCGGCAUCCGGGCCCGAGUCGAAAGCGGCCGUGGGGCUGGUCGUGCUGGCAGCGAUGGCCUUUUACGUGUGGAACUCGCAGACGGUGCCGCUGACGGGCCGCUCGCGAUUCAAUUUUCUAUCGGACGAGGUCGCGGAGUGGAUGCACCCGCGGGCGGUGCAGAGCAUCCUGAACCAAAUCUAUGCGCAAGGCGGCACCGUCCUGCCAGACGACAACAUACGGACGCGGAUCGUCAAGAAUGUCAUGCGGCGGCUGAUUCCCGUGAGCGGGCUGUCGCAUCUACAGUGGGAAAUUUACGUCAUUGCCGAUGAUUCCCAGGCCAACGCGUUUGUGUUGCCCGGCGGCAAGGUGUUUGUAUUCAGCGGGCUGCUCAACAUGGCCGGCAACGACGACGCGCUGGCGGCAGUGCUGGGCCACGAGAUUGCGCACCAGACGGCGUCGCACACGGCGGAGCGGCUGUCGCUGGCGUGGGUGGGCAACUUUACGACGGGCGCGCUCUUCUUCCUCGUCGGCGCGCUGCCGGGGCUCGCGCUCUUUGGCAUCUGGACGGCGACGGGCGCGUUUGUCAUCCCCGAGCUCAUGUACGAGCUGCCCAUGAGCCGCACGCACGAGUACGAGGCCGACCACAUCGGGCUGAUGAUGAUGGCCGAGGCGUGCUACGACCCGCGCGCGGCGAUUCCGUUUUGGCAGCGCAUGAGCCAGCAAGGGCAAGAGGUGGACGAGAUGCUGAGCACUCACCCAUCGAAUGACCAUAGAGUUGCGAAACUCGCAAAGCUGAUGCCAGAGGCCAUGACCAAGCGGGAGCAGAGCGACUGCAAGGGAACGGAGUCGUUCGCGCGACGGUUCCGACUUGCCGUGAAGCAGAAGCAGCCUGAGAUGCCACGGCCCGACCGGAUGUCGUAA